Messenger RNA from Camellia sinensis, 684 nucleotides. Lineage: Eukaryota; Viridiplantae; Streptophyta; Magnoliopsida; Ericales; Theaceae. The record is from RefSeq and is a predicted model, not a curated record.
AUGGCUGAGAAAGGAGUCACUGAGGUGUUGGAAAGUGGAAACAGAGGAUUUACACAAGAGUAUGGGAUUGAAUAUGAGGAAACAUUUGCUUAUGUUGCUCGUCUUACUUCAGUUCGCAAUUUAUUAGCAGUUGCUGCUGCUCGCCAUUGGAGUCUUUAUCAGAUGGAUGCCAAGUAUAUCUCUAAUCUCUUGACUCGUGCUGGUCUUACUGAUUGCAAGACUACUACUACUCCAGUUGAUCCUCAGACUCGUCUCACACCUCUUGAGGGUCACCUAUUAUCUAAUGCUACUUUAUAUUGUCAGCUAAUUGGCAAUCUUGUCUAUCUCUCGAUUACUUGUCCAGACAUUGCCUAUGUUGUUCACAUUUUACAUGCAUUUUCUGAUGCAGAUUGGGCCGGGGAUCCUACUGACCGCCGCUCUACUAUAGGAUUCUGCUUCUUCUUAGGUGAUUCUCUCAUUGCUUGGCGUAGCAAGAAGCAAACUCUUGUUGCUUGUUCUAGUACUGAGGCUGAGUAUCAUGCUCUUGUGGAUACUACUCAAGAGCUUACAUAUACCAAUGACAACGAAACAAAUGCUAUCAAAACUAAUAAUAAUAACAAAAUUACUGAAUUGCUUGAUGGCUGGAAGCUCUCUAUAAUGAAGCCAAAUGCACUGCAGGGUGUGGCUGCUUUAAUAAGAAUCUGA